Messenger RNA from Ruditapes philippinarum (Manila clam), 3654 nucleotides. RefSeq names its product FACT complex subunit SPT16-like. The record is from RefSeq and is a predicted model, not a curated record. The transcript has 25 exons. Gene Ontology annotation, molecular function: nucleosome binding. NCBI's taxonomy places the organism in Eukaryota, Metazoa, Mollusca, Bivalvia, Venerida, Veneridae. Gene Ontology annotation, cellular component: FACT complex. Gene Ontology annotation, biological process: positive regulation of transcription elongation by RNA polymerase II; transcription elongation by RNA polymerase II.
CCGGGGUAAUUUUAAAGACCACGUGAUCAAGACAUUGCUCGCGCCAUUUUGACAACAAUUGCGACAUGGAAUAAGAAAAGUUGCUGAUAAUGUCGAAUAUUCACGUUGAUAAAGACGCUUACUGGCGCAGAAUCAAGGCUUUCUAUUCAGCUUGGGGCAAAGCAAAUGAAAGUGAUGGCUAUGGUAAGAUGGAUGCCCUUGUUGUUGCCAUGGGCCAGGAUGAAGAAGUUGUGUAUUCAAAAACUACCUCAAUUCAGACAUGGUUGUUUGGUUACGAGUUGGCUGAUACAGUGAUGGUAAUGUGUGAGAAGUACAUAUACAUUCUUGCAAGUAAGAAAAAGAUCGAGUUCUUGAAACAGAUAGAGGCCGGCAAAGAAAAUGAGAAUGGUUUACCAUCUGUUAAACUGCUGGUUAGAGAUAAGGCUGACAAAGAUAAGGCAAAUUUUAAUAAGCUGAUUGAAGGUAUCAAGAAGAGUAAAAAGGGUAAGACUAUUGGCGAAUUUUCAAAGGAUAAAUUUCCAGGAGAUUUUAUGGAAGCUUGGAGAUCUGCCUUGAAAGGAGCCAACUUUGAAAAGAUUGAUGUCAGUGGAAAUAUGGCGUUGACAAUGUCACCAAAGGAGGAUUCUGAAUUGAAGACGAUACAAAAAGCUUGUGUGGCCACUUGUGACGUUUUCUCAAAGUAUCUGAAAGAGCAGAUAAUGGAAGUGAUUGACGCCAGAUAAGGUACUAAAGUAAAGCAUUCUAAACUUGCCGAUGGGGUUGAGCAGGCGUUAAAGAACAAGAAAUAUUUACCUGCAGGCAUUGAUGCCUCACAACUAGAUAUGUGCUACCCUGCCAUUAUACAGAGUGGUGGAAAAUAUAGUCUAAAAUUCUCAACUGUCAGUUCGGAUGAGAGUCUUCAUUUUGGGACUAUAAUCUGCUGUAUGGGGUUGAGGUACAAAUCAUACUGCUCAAAUAUUGUACGAACAUUGAUGGUAGACCCUACAGACAAGAUCCAGAAAGAUUACGAGUUCCUGCUUGAAGUGGAGGAUGAAAUCUUGAAGAAAUUACAACCUGGAACAAAAUUGAAUGCUGUGUAUGAUGCUGCAGCCAACUUUGUGAAAUCGAAACGUCCAGAAUUACUCGAUAAAAUGACCAAAAAUGUCGGCUUUGCGAUGGGGAUAGAGUUCAGAGAAGGCUCUAUGCUGAUUACAGGGAAAUCAAAUAUUCCUGUGAAAAAGAAUAUGGUAUUUAACAUCAAUGUGGGGUUCUCUGACCUGGAGAAUAAGGAGAGUAAAGAUUCUGCAGGGAAAAAAUAUGCCUUGUUUAUAGGGGAUACAGCGCUUGUAAACGAGGGAUCUCCUGCAUCAGUGAUGACAACGGCUAAGAAACGUAUGAAGUACAUGGGUAUAUUCCUGAAAGAUGAGGACGAGGAAGACAAUGAGUCGGAGGAGGAAGAAAAAAGUCAACAACCAGAAAUACUCGGCCGAGGCAGGAGGAAUGCCGUCCUCGAGAACCGAACCAGGCCGGAUGCUACAACUGAAGAGAAAAGAUUAAAACACCAGAAGGAACUGGCCACGAGACUGAAUGAAGAAGCUCGUGAAAGGAUUAGAGGGCUGAAGUCAGGCGGUGACGAGAAAAAGUUGAGAAAAUCCAAUGUUUCUUACAAGACUCUCUCACAUCUGCCAAAUGAGUCUGAAAUUAGAGAAUUAAAGCUGUAUGUAGAUAAGAAAUAUGAGACAAUUAUUUUACCCAUAUUUGGAUUACCUACACCCUUUCACAUCUCUACAGUUAAAAAUAUAAGUCAAUCUAUAGAAGGAGAUUACACAUAUCUGCGUAUAAACUUUUUCCACCCUGGCUCUGCUCUUGGAAGAAACGAGGGAAAUACGUUCCCGCAAAAUGAUGCCACAUUCCUGAAAGAAAUAACAUAUAGAAGUUCAAACACAAAGGAACCAGGGGAAUUGUAUGCCCCAUCUUCAAACCUGAACACUGCAUACAGACUGAUCAAAGAAGUGCAGAAGAAAUUCAAGACGAGAGAAAUGGAAGAGAAAGAAAAAGAGGGAAUAGUGAAACAAGAUGCCUUGGUAGUGAACCCCAACAGGGGUAACCCAAAAUUGAAAGAUUUGUAUAUACGUCCCAACAUCGUCUCUAAAAGAAUAUCUGGAUCAUUGGAAGCUCAUUCUAAUGGUUUCAGAUUUACGUCUGUGAGGGGAGAUAAGGUGGAUGUAUUAUACAACAACAUCAAACAUGCCUUCUUCCAGCCUUGUGAUGGUGAAAUGAUCAUACUGUUACACUUUCAUCUCAAGCACGCCAUCUUGUUUGGUAAGAAGAAACAUAUAGAUGUACAGUUCUAUACAGAGGUGGGAGAGAUUACCACAGAUCUCGGCAAACAUCAGCAUAUGCACGAUAGAGAUGAUCUACGUGCUGAACAGGCUGAAAGAGAUAUGAGGCAGAAAUUAAAGUCAGCCUUCAAGAAUUUCUGCGAAAAGGUGGAAAUUUUGACCAAAAACGAGGUAGAAUUUGAUACUCCGUUUAGAGAGCUUGGUUUCCAUGGAGCUCCAUUCCGUAGCACAGUUCUCUUGCAGCCCACCAGUGGUUGCCUGGUGACACUAACAGAAUGGCCACCAUUUGUUAUCUCCCUUGACGAAGUAGAAUUGGUCCACUUUGAACGUGUGUCAUUUCAUUUGAAGAAUUUUGACAUAGUGUUUGUAUUCAAAGAUUACAAUAAGAAGAUAGCUAUGGUGAACUCUGUACCUAUGCAGGUACUUGAAAAUGUCAAAGAGUGGUUAAAUUCCUGUGAUCUGCGUUACACUGAGGGUGUCCAGUCUCUUAACUGGACCAAAAUUAUGAAAACUAUCACUGAAGAUCCAGAAGGCUUCUUUGAUGGUGGUGGAUGGAGUUUUUUGGACCCAGAGAGUGAGGAUGAAGGCGAUGACGAAGAAGAUGAAGAGGAUGAAGAAUUUAACCCAUCGGAUGAGUUUAGCGGUAGUGGGGAGGAAAGUUCCGACGAUUACAGCGAGGAGAGUAACUGGGAGGAGGAAGAGGAAGAAGACUCCGAAGACGAAGAAGACCUAGGAUCUAGUGAGGAAAGUGGUAAAGACUGGGACGAGCUGGAGGAGGAGGCUAGAAGAGCCGAUCUUGAGUUGGACGAGUAUGGUGAAGAUCCGCGCACCUCGAAACAACCCAGUAAGAGUAGUAAACACAGCAGUAGCAGUAAACAUAAAUCAUCGUCGCAUAAAUCAAUGUCGCAUAAAUCAAUGUCGCAUAAAUCGUCGUCGUCUCAUAAAUCAUGUCAUAAAUCUCCGCAUAAAUCACCGCACAAGUCACCACAUAAAUCAUCGCAUCAUCACAGGGACAAAGAUCGGCACUCGUCGUCACCGAAGAAGAGGAAGCACAGUGGUGACGAUGGAGGAAGGGACAAGAAAAAGAAGAGAAGAUGAAGGGAAUAAUACAGGAUAAAUAUACUUGUAUAAAUAUUGUCUUGAGACUGUCAGUGUAUAAAAAGAUAUUUCUUAAAAGUAGCGCUCCACAAAUCUAGAAAAUGGAUUUUGCCUUAAAUGUUGUUUUUAAGAAUUUACAAUUGUAUGUAAAUAGAAAGUGCUAUUGUUUUUUUUUAUGUCCCACUCAUAGAAAGUGUAGACACAGUUGUGUGUGUUGAAUGAACAAGAAAAAGAA